AUGUCUUCUAAUGCCUCUGUUGCUGAAAGUAAGGACUUGGUUGACCUGGAGCAAAACAUCCUGUCAAAGCAACGUCCUGUUCAUAGAUUGUUAACCCCAUUUUUGACUAAAAAGGUGCCAGAAAUACCAAAAGAAUCAGAAAGAAAACCAUACCCUUUGUAUCAUACAAAUUUAUUGUCAAAAUUCUUCUUUUUUUGGUUGAUUCCUUUACUAAACAAAGGCUAUAAAAGAACAUUACUACAGGAGGAUUUAUGGCAUUUAGAUGAGAAAACUUCAAUAGACUAUGUUUACGAAAGAUUUGAAGCAAAUUUAACCAAAAGAAUCGUGACUUAUCAUUUGAAGAAUCCUGAUUUAGAAAAUAAAGAUGAAAUACCAAGAUUUGCAAUCGUUAUGGCAAUUUUGGAAACUUUUAAAUGGGAAUAUUUCAUUGCUUCGUUUGCUAGGGUCCUUGGAAAUAUAGCUAUAACAUUUUCCCCUUUGGUUUCAAGAGAUUUAAUCAAUUUUAUUCAACAAAAAUCACUGAAUCCAGACUUGAAAGUAAAUAAAGGUGUUGGUUAUUCUAUAGGAUUAACUUUAUUGUUGAUAGCAUCUGCUAUUUUGUUCAACCAAUCUUUACAAUAUGCAAAAUUAGUUGGUGGUCAUUCGAAAACUAUUUUAACAAAAGCUUUAUUGAAUAAAUCUCUGAUUGCAAAUGCUGAAACAAGAUAUAAAUACCCAAGUGGUAAAAUAAUUUCUUUUAUGAGUGCUGAUUUAUCAAGAAUUGAUUUAGCUUUAGGAUUUUUCCCCCUUGUUGUGGCAUUUCCUGUUCCGAUUAUCAUUGGUAUUGUUUUAUUGAUUGUUAAUCUAGGAGUUUCAGCAUUGGCUGGUAUUGCUAUUUUUAUAUUGACAUUUAUUGUGAUGUCAACUCCUGCAAGUGCAAUGUUUAAAUUAAGAAUCAAGGCAAACAAAUUUACAGAUGAAAGAGUUUCCUUAAUGAGAGAAAUUUUACAAAGUAUGAAGAUGGUUAAAUUUUAUUCUUGGGAAGAUGCUUAUGAAAAAUUGGUUACUGUCAUUCGAAACAAAGAGAUUAAAUAUGUUUUCAAGAUCCAACUUGUUAUAAACAUUAUCAGUACAAUUGCUUUGAAUUCUGCAUCAAUUACUUCAAUGGGUGCCUUUUUGGUUUUAUAUGCUGUUAGGUCCCAUGGAAACCCAGCAGCUGUGUUUUCAUCAUUAUCUUUGUUCAAUUUAUUGGCAGUUCAAGUCACAAAUAUCCCAAUUAUAUUAUCAUACUGCGCUGAUGCAUUAUCUGCUAUUGAUAGAAUUACAAAAUAUUUACAAUCUCCAGUGGAAUUUGAUGCUGUUGAAAAUUUUUAUGACAAUUCAAUAAUUGAUCCAAAGUCUAAAGUCGCGGUAAAGAUUGAAAAUGGUGAAUUUGAAUGGCCUGAAUUUGAAGAAUUGAAAGAAGAUGACACUAAGGAUGUGAAAAAGACAAAACCAAAACCUAAAAAGAAAUGGAGUUUGUUCGAUAAAAAACCUGAAACAUCAAAUGAUGCUCAAGAAGUAAAAACAGAAUCAGAGGAAAAAGAAUUAAAUGAACUACCAAAUGAAUCCACAGAAGAACAUGAAAAAAAGUUUUCAGGUUUGCAUGACAUCAAUUUAAAUGUUUAUCAAGGUGAGUUUAUUGUUGUUACUGGGUCAACAGGAUCUGGUAAAUCAUCUUUGUUAUCCGCUAUUGCAUCAUUCAUGGCUAAAAGAAGCGGCUCAAUUGGUGUUAAUGGUUCAUUAUUGUUAUGUGGUCAACCUUGGGUUCAAAAUUCUACAGUGAAAGAAAACAUUUUAUUUGGUGAACAAUAUGAUUCAAAGAGAUAUAAAUCAGUUAUCGAAGUUUGUGCACUAGAAUCUGAUUUGAAGUCAUUACCUGCUGGUGAUUUAACAGAGAUUGGUGAAAGAGGUGUCACUUUAUCUGGUGGUCAAAAAGCUCGUGUUAACUUGGCUCGUGCAGUUUAUUCUUUGAAUAAAGAUAUUUAUCUCCUUGAUGAUAUACUUAGUGCGGUUGAUGCAAAUGUUGGGAAACAUAUUACAAAAUAUUGUUUGAUGGAGUAUAUUGGUGAUAGAACAAGAAUUUUAGCUACUCAUCAACUGUCUCUAAUUAAAAAAGCUGAUCGUGUUGUGUUUGUAAACAAUGAUGGUACAAUUGAUGUUGGUACUGAGAAUGAACUACGCGAGAAAAACCCUCAAUUUGUUGCUUUGAUGGAGUUCAAUAAAGAACAUGAAUCUGGAGAUCACAAGGAAAAUGAUCAAAUAGCAAAAGUUACCAGUGUUAAUGAUGAAGCUAAACCAGGUGAAGAAAAUGGUGCCUUAUUCGGAGAGGAAGAACGUGCUUAUGAUAGUAUUCCAUUUUCAAUUUACAAACAGUAUGCUCAAGCAGGACAAGGUGUAUUUGGGUUUUCAGCCUUCAUUAUCUUAUUAUUCUUAAUGAUUCUUGCUGUUUUCCUAACUUUGUUUACUAAUGUUUGGUUAUCAUUUUGGGUUGGUAAUAGAUUCAAGAGUUUAUCAAAUGGUACUUAUAUUGGUCUUUAUGUUGGGUUUACUAUAUUGAGUUGUGUUUUUAUAGCUUUGGAGUUCACCAUGAUGGGAUAUAUUAAUACAGAAGCUUCAAAAGUUUUAAAUUUACAAGCUGUUAAAAGAGUCUUACAUACACCGAUGAGUUUUAUGGAUACAACACCUAUUGGUAGAAUCAUUAAUAGAUUCUCAAAAGACACAAACUCCUUGGAUAAUGAAAUUAGUCUACAGUUGAAAUUAUUUUUACAUUUUGGGGCAGUCAUUAUAGGGAUCUUGAUAUUAGCUAUCAUUUAUUUACCUUGGUUUGCUAUAACUAUUCCAUUUUUGUUGAUUAUGUUUUUGGUGAUCACUAAUUAUUAUCAAGCUUCUUCAAGAGAAGUUAAAAGAUUGGAAGCUAUCAAUCGUUCAUUUGUUUACAACAAUUUUAAUGAAGUCUUGAAUGGUUUAAACACUAUUAAAGCCUAUGGAGCUCAGAAUAGAUUCAUGAAGAAGAAUGAUAAGUUUGUUGAUAGGUUGAAUGAAGUUUAUUUCGUCGUGAUUGCUAAUCAAAGAUGGAUAGCUGUUAACUUGGAUACUUUAGCUGGUCUUAUUGUAUUUAUUGUUGCAAUGCUAUCUGUUACAAGACAAUUUAAUAUUAGUCCAUCUUCAGUUGGGUUAUUGACCUAUUAUAUGAUUGAGUUUUCCCAGUUGCUUUCAUUUAUUUCAACAUCAUACACAGAAGUGGAGAAUGAAAUGAAUUCAGUAGAGAGAGUUUGUCAUUAUGCUAAUAAUUUGGAACAAGAAGCUGCAUAUAGAAGAUCAGAAUUCAAACCAGCUCCAGAAUGGCCAACCAAAGGUGAAGUGAGUUUUCAAAACGUCUCAUCAAGAUACCGUGAAGGUUUACCAUUGGUUUUAAACAAUCUCAGCUUUGUUGUUGAUGGAAGCUCAAAAAUUGGUAUUUGUGGUAGAACAGGUGCUGGUAAAAGUUCUUUAGUAUCAACUUUAUACAGAUUAAGUGAAUUAGCUGGUGGUGAAAUUUUGAUUGAUGGUGUUGAUAUUAGUCAAUUAGGUCUUUUUGAUCUGAGAUCCAAACUAUCAAUCAUCCCACAGGAUCCUGUUUUGUUUCAAGGAACCAUUAAGAAAAAUUUGGAUCCUUUCAAUGAAGCUACAGAUGAUGAAUUAUGGGAUGCAAUGAGAAGAGGCGGAUUAAUUUCCACUGAAAAAUUUGGAACAAUAAAAACCCAGACAGAAAAUCAAGAUAAAUUUCACCUAAACAGUAAAGUUGAAGAUGAAGGUGCCAAUUUUUCAUUAGGUGAACGUCAAUUAUUGGCAUUGGCCAGAGCUUUAGUUCGUCGUUCCAAGAUAUUGAUAAUGGAUGAAGCUACUUCAAGUGUUGAUUUUGAGACUGAUGCUAAAAUUCAAAAAACCAUUGCAGAGGAGUUUAAAGAAUGUACAAUUCUCUGUAUCGCCCAUAGAUUGAAGACCAUCAUUAAGUAUGAUAAGAUUUUGGUUUUAGAAAAAGGUGAGUUGGAAGAGUAUGGUGAACCAACAGAACUGUUCAGCAAAGGAGGUAUUUUCAGAGAAAUGUGUGAAAGCUCUGAUAUAACGGCCGAUGACUUUAAGUAA
Messenger RNA from Hansenula anomala, 4146 nucleotides. RefSeq lists its product as uncharacterized. The record is from RefSeq and is a predicted model, not a curated record. Gene Ontology annotation, molecular function: ABC-type xenobiotic transporter activity; ATP binding; ATP hydrolysis activity. The transcript has a single exon. Gene Ontology annotation, biological process: transmembrane transport. Gene Ontology annotation, cellular component: plasma membrane. NCBI's taxonomy places the organism in Eukaryota, Fungi, Ascomycota, Saccharomycetes, Phaffomycetales, Wickerhamomycetaceae. Bases 1 to 4146 code for a protein of 1381 amino acids.